Fusarium keratoplasticum is the source of this 633-nucleotide messenger RNA. RefSeq lists its product as uncharacterized. The coding region runs from base 1 to 633 and encodes 210 amino acids. NCBI's taxonomy places the organism in Eukaryota, Fungi, Ascomycota, Sordariomycetes, Hypocreales, Nectriaceae. The transcript has 3 exons. The record is from RefSeq and is a predicted model, not a curated record.
AUGAAGCUUCAACACGUCGCCUUUCUCGUGGCUGGCAUUUUGCCUGGCGCACUCGGGCUUGAUGCUCCCAUCGAAGGGUAUGGAGUGGUUGUGCCUGAGUGGGAGAUUGAGGUCACUCCGGGAGGUCCUACAGCCGUACUCAAUGGUACGGUAGAGGAAAUCCACGAAGAUCUCCUUCAGUUGAACCCCAACUGGGAUGAGGAGUACAUGUCGAACUCUACCGAUACUGCCGGCGGCGCUUCGAAGCGAGAUGGCGACUCCCAUCUGUUUAGCCGGACUGACUUUAGAGGGUCCAAAUACACGUGCCGUGGUCGAUGGCCAGAAUGCCACCCUAACCCUAUUCAGAGGGGAAUAGAGUAUCUCAGGUACGUGCAGGGUAGGCCCAGGAAUGGCCCAGGUCCCGGGAACUGUGGCCGGGUAAGCUGCUCUUACAACGCCGCGAUCUGGUGGUGCAACGAUAACACCAGCGCAAAAACUCUUGCUGGAUUUGGGAGCAUUGCGGACGGGGCUGAGUAUAUCGUCGAUAAUUGCAUGCGGUGGCACUGGGUCAAGGGGGGUUACGUGAGCGCCGUAGCGGGCCAAGUGUUUCAUAAAACCAAGUGGAAUGUUAUAGUGAGGAAGGAUAAAUGUUAG